This is a messenger RNA of Serpula lacrymans var. lacrymans S7.9, 1818 nucleotides long. RefSeq lists its product as uncharacterized. Gene Ontology annotation, molecular function: acetyl-CoA transmembrane transporter activity. Lineage: Eukaryota; Fungi; Basidiomycota; Agaricomycetes; Boletales; Serpulaceae. Bases 1 to 1818 code for a protein of 605 amino acids. Gene Ontology annotation, cellular component: membrane. The transcript has 14 exons. The record is from RefSeq and is a predicted model, not a curated record.
AUGUCCAACCAUCGGAGCAACCCUUCUGCGAACCUAAACCAGCCAGCAUUGCGCCACAGACCCAGUUUCACCAACGUGGAAGCUGGUUCCGAACAACAGGACAUGUCCCCGGCGCCUCUCGACUCUAGGGCCGUAUCGUCAUCUUUGGACAGUAUUCAUAUAUCUCCUCGCACACCCACCGCAAUGAGAGCAGCGCGGAGAUCUGCAGACACGGAUGAGGGUGAGGAGGUCGAGCUUACCUUGUUGGAUGAUGACGAGAGAUCGAGAGCUGCGCGAGGUUUGAGCGACGUGGAUUCUUUAGGCCACAUUGAUGGUCCCAAACCAAAACGUUCUUUGUCUGUUAAAGAUAGAAAGGCUAUGGUCCUUUUGAUUAUUCUAUACCUAAUUCAAGGAGUCCCUUUGGGUCUUGCCCUAGGAUCCGUGCCAUUCCUUCUUCGAGAACAUCUAUCUUACUCCCAACUCGGCGUGUUUGCCCUCUCAAACUAUCCAUAUUCACUAAAGUUACUAUGGUCUCCCAUCGUGGAUUCCAUAUUCAUCCCUUCACUUGGUCGUCGAAAAUCAUGGAUUAUACCAAUGCAGCUAAUUAUCGGCACUAUGAUGUUAUACAUCUCACUCAAUGUGCAGAAAUUAUUAGACAAUCCAGGAGAUAAUUUAUAUGAGCUGACUUUCAUAUUUACCUCUUUGGUCACAUUUUCUGCUACCCAAGAUAUUGCUGUUGAUGGUUGGGCAUUGACACUACUGUCGCAGGAAAACCUGUCGUAUGCGUCUACUUGUCAGACAAUUGGCCUGAACUCGGGUUUCUUUGCUUCUUUUACCGUUUUUCUUGCCUUCAACAGUGAAGCUUUCGCCGAGAAGUGGGGUAUUCCACGUCUGACAUUGAGCACAUACCUCAAAUUUUGGAGUGUCAUCUGCUAUGGUGUCACGUUUUGGCUCACCUUCUUUGAGAAAGAGGGUAAAGAAUCUAUCGAAGAUUCUGAAAUGACCAUCAGCUCCGUGUACAAGACAAUCUGGAAUAUCUGUAAACUAAAACACAUUCAAGCGCUCAUAAUCAUGCAUUUCUUCGCAAAAGUUGGUUUCCAGGCCAAUGACGCGGUGACAGCGCUAAAGAUGGUGGAGAAAGGUCUUGGACGGGAAGACCUGGCUAUCGCUGUUCUGAUCGACUUUCCUUUCCAAAUUGUUGGCGGGUGGCUUGCUGCACAGUGGUCUUCUGGCAACACACCUCUCCGUCCCUGGGUCCUUGCAUUCUGGCCGCGUUACUUUUUUGUCGUCCUCACCUUGUUCAUCGUAUACUAUUUCCCUCAGCCUCCAAUCUCUAGGAGCUUCUUUAUCUUUUUAGUUAUCCAAACGGUGUUACAGUCCUUUGCAACCACGAUACAAUUUGUCGGCAUAUCGGCGUUCCAUACUAGAAUAUCUGACCCACUCAUUGGUGGGACAUACAUGACGUUGCUUAAUACGUUUACAAAUCUCGGAGGCACCUGGCCCAAAUAUUUUAUUUUGAAGGGGGUGGACUACUUUACGGUGGCGACGUGUAGGGUUGACGAUGACUUGCUUGUGAAAGCCUCAGAGUGCGUUUCCGAUCACGGUAAAGCUCUUUGUGCGGACAUCAACGGGGAAUGCAUCACUGAACGUGAUGGGUAUUACUGGAUUUCGGGUUUCGGGCUGGCGUUUGGCAUUGUGUUCCUCAUUGGGUACGUGAUACCCACAGCACGCAGACUUCAAGGUGAGGCAGAGCAGAUUUCUAAAUCUGCGGACAUGGUUGCUAACCGAGUGCGGCGUCCAGCUCUUCCUGUGCAGGCGUGGAGGGUGCAUAAUGAAUAA